AUGGAUUACAGACCAUUUAUCUAUGGAGGAUUAGCCUCUAUGACUGCUGAAUUUGGUGAGAAGAUUGAUGUUUUUGGUAACUGUUUUGCGCCUGAAUGAGCUUCUCGUUUUCACCGAUUGAAGGUCGAAGGCUUCUCAGACCUCUAAGAUAUAUAGAAGACGAGGUGACUUUACAUUUUAGUGUUGAUUUCCGAAUACAUCCCAAUUAUUGUCUUGUGAACUCAGGUAAUAAAUUUCUAUCGUACACUCUACCUCUACAGCGACUAUCCCUCAAGGAAUGAAAUGUGAAGGUGUAGUGGAGAGGUGGGAAGGGAACGAGGGGCGCGGGGGGGGAGGGGUGGUGUGGGAAAGGAGGAAGCCAACGUGCAAUAGAUCAGGAGGUGUAGCUGAUAAAGAGUGUUCGUACUUUGCAGCUCAGUAAACAUCCACUGCUAUCCACCUCCACUUCAGUGAACAAUUUUUAAAUGUUGAGUUUGAGAGAAAUCUGGGGGUAGGGAAUAGUGGCAUGGGCUGCUGCCAGAGCCAUUGAGGAAGUGACACUCUAAAGGAGCUUAUGAUAAAAAAGAAGCAAACAAACAAAACUAUUAGGUGAAGGGGAGAUUUACUUUUAUCAAUGGCAUGAGACAUGGCAAGUAAUUUUCUAAUGUUAUAACUAGUGAGUAACAACAUUCAAACACCUAAUGAGCCAAGUUCUAUGCAGAACUGCCGUGAAGAGUGAGGAUACCUUAAACCCUUUAACUACAAUGAUUGAUCAAGACAGAAUUUCUCCUAACAAUAUCAAUUCAUUAUGAACUAGACAAGUUGUGAGAAUGAAGAAAAAUAUCAAUUAGGGGAUUAUUUGUUGAUCCAUCACCAAAUUCUUUAAACUUACAUCAUGAGAAUUGUAUGGAAGACAGUUAGGAGAAUUACUGGUGGGAUAUUUGGAGUGACUGAAUAAACACACUUGCUUGCUUGCUCAUGUCCAUAAAAGGUGCAACAGUGGUUGUUCAAGAUGCAUGAAUAAGGACACUUAAAAGAGUUAGACCAAACCACCUGCUUCAAUUUUUUGCUCCUGUUUCCCAUUGUUGUAGUAAGGCCAGCAAUAUGGUUGGGAACAUAUAUGUUGAAAAUUUUACUAUGAUGUUUUGUCACAGGAACAUUUCCUAUUGACACAACAAAAACACGGCUACAGCUUCAAGGUCAGGUGAUAGAUGCUAAACAGAAAGAGAUCAGAUAUCGAGGAAUGCUCCAUGCUUUUGUCAGAAUUGCCAGAGAAGAUGGGAUCAAGGCAUUGUAUAAUGGGUUUGUCCAGAACCAAUUUAGGGUCAAUCAAAAAUAAAUCAAAUAGUGGAGAUUAGUCAAGCUCUGCCGCAGUAUCUUUUAAACAACAUCUAGCAUAGAUCUGCUAGAUUUGGAACAAAUUACCAGAACUUUGUAGCAAUGCUUACUGCUGGCUUUUCGAGGGAAACCAAAUUGCCAUUGACACUUCAUUUGCUACUGUUUGUGUAUUUACAAAAUCAAAUGAUUAGGUAAUGAUAUUCUUCAUCGCCACAUUCUCUUGUUUUCCUUCCAAAUCUGUCUCACGUCAAAACUGUACAGUUUUGUUACACAUUUUGUUCCUUGACUUUUGAGAUUUGAUAAUAAGUUAUUGACAUAGAGUUUUCCUAUAAAUUGAUGUGAAUGUAGAUUUGUCUCAGAGGUUUGUAAGAGCAGUUAUCUAGAAUUUCUGUGGGAGAAACCCCUAGUUAGAAUUUGAAAUUCUCUUUCCCUAUGACUAAUGUAUGUCUAUUAAAAAAAAUAAUAAAUUUAGUUAACUAGCUUCUAAUUAACUGACAGUUGUAUCAACUUUUCUUUCACUGUAAUCAGGGUAGCACCAGCACUUUUGCGCCAAGCAACCUAUGGAUCUCUAAAGUUAGGCUUCUACCAUGCUCUGAAAAGAAGGCUGGUAAAAAACCCAAAAGGUAAAAACAAAUAAGGAAGUGAAUGUUGGUAUCAUUCUGAAAUGUUUUUUUAUCUUUGAUUUUUCUUUCUUUUCCUUCUGCAGAUGAGACUUUAUAUUACAAUGUAAUUGCAGGGGUUGUUGCUGGAGCAGUCUCAUCAGCCAUAUGUAACCCUACUGAUCUUUUAAAGGUAAAUGAAUGAACCCUUUUACUCCUGAAAGUGAAUAAUAAUUAGAAUAAAUAAUUAGAAUACUAAAACUUGUCAGGUACAAGUUGUUAUCUUGAUCUUACCCCAGAUUCCUGCAACUAAUUUAGAAGGAAAUGUAUAGCAGUGAGAGGAGAGAGUUAUCAACUAGUUCUUAAAAGAUUGAUUACAGAUAUUGGUUGCCUAUGUGAGGGGAUCAAAAAAAUGUCCAAAUACUGAAAAAAAAGAUACUUAUAAACAUUUUGAUAAUCCAUGCAUUUUGAAGGUGACUCUGUGGAUCCAAACAUUUUGCUGACGUGUCUCUGCUCUGCCACCAGUUUUAGAGCAGAUCAAGCUUUUUUAUGACAAGGUCAUAAGCCUGAUAUUAAAAGCAACAUAUUUGUUGCUAGGACAUUGUGAUCUUUUUCGUUUUCAUUAUGUAUAUCUUCCCUUGCUAUGUUGCAGAUUCGUAUGCAGGCAGAGUAUCAAUCAGUUGUCAAUGUAAGAAGAAAAGGAAUGCUCCAAUCUUUUGCUUCAAUAUUUAAAGAGGAGGGAAUCAGGGGACUCUACCGGGUAAUUUGCAAAAUAUUAUUCAAUUUUUGCUCAGGGAAUUAAUUGCAUAGUAACAAGAGUCUUCGUCAGCAAUGUUGUGUUACAAUUAUAAUUAUUAUUAAUCGCAACUCAUCAUGCUAUCUCUUCUGGUACUGUACUCAUUGGAUUAUUUAAAUUGAAUUGAUUCCUUUUUUUAAGUCAUGUUAUUUUAUACCUCAAUUUAGACUUGAUUUUGUUUCAAGUGUUUUAUCUAUCAGCAUUAUACGUAAGACUAUAUUGUUCUUGUGUGAACUGUUUUUUUUUUCUGCUUUUUUUUCCUGUGUUUUCUUUAGGGAGUUGGCCCCACAGCUCAAAGAGCAGCAGUUAUUGCAGGAGUAGAACUUCCAGUUUAUGAUUGGUGUAAAAAGAAAAUUUUGGAUCUCAAGAUUAUGGGUGAUAACCCUUACACUCAUUUUUGGUUAUUGUAAAAUCAGUAUAAGUGGCAUAACUUGUCCUAAUAACACUCAGUGCAAUCAAAUUAAAUUAAUGAUAAAUAGAGAGAAUGAUGUGACAUUACCUCACUCAAUUUCUGUGCCUUGAAAUUUUUACUCUGGCUACAAAUAGAUGAAUCAAUGCCAAUUUGCCCAUUUUUUCCUACCAAAAAAGUCACAUGCAUGUCAUAUUUCAUGUGAUGUUAAUUUACUAUAAACACUGUAACACCCAGUUUUUCAUUCACCAAGAUGUUUAACAUUUAUGGUAUAAUUUUGUUAUCAAUAAUAGGAUAAAUAAAUGUUAUAUUCAUUUUUUUUUCAGUGCUAGUGGAAUUGCUGGACUGGCAGGUGCUAUAGCCUCAAAUCCAAUAGAUGUUGUGAGGGUCAGUUGACCAAAGGACAAAGAACCAUUUGCUAUUUGAAUAUUUUUAAGGAAUUUGUCUUGAACUCUUUGAGUAUGUAAUAUUGUUUCAAUGAUUUGUCUAGACAAGAAUGAUGAAUCAAAGAAAUCUGAAAGGAAACACUGGAAGUGCAGCUGUCAUCUACACAAGUGCUGCCCACUGUUUGCUUACUGUGAGUAACUUUUACUCGUAAUCAUGUGAUUUAUUUUAUCCAUGUUAUUGUCUUUAUUCUUAUUGUCAGUUCUACUUUAACUGCCUUGUUUAUUGUUGGUUAUUUAAUUGCUAUAAAAUCUUUCCAGUGUUGGAUCCCAAAGGUUAUUCAUUAGGAUUUCAUGUUGCAAAACAAUAUUAAGAUACUAACUUGUUGAGGCAUGAACAACUUGUGAUGCUCAAUCUGGUCUGGUAGAGGAGCAGAAUCCUCUAUCUUCUCUCUUUCUAGUGUUGCAGCUAACGAUCAGUCCAAUUUAUUGAGUACAAAAUUUAUCUGAGUAAGAACAAAGUUUGAAUUAAACAUUGAGAAAACAGAGUGAAUUGUCAUGCACACUCACAAAAUGGACUUCAUCUUGGUGUAUUUAAAAUCAAGAAAAGUAUUCUGACCAACUAUGAUUCUACACUAACACUUUCUUUUAACUGUGGACCAACCAGAAUUUAUAUUUUGACCAAUUUCUGAUCUGUAGUUCCAGAACAGAGCUAAAUACAGGCUUCUUAGGCUUUUACUCAUUCAUUUCAACUUUCCAAUUAUGAUUCAAUACUGACACCUUCUAUGAACUGUGGGUAACCAGUAUUUCUUUUUUAACCAAUUUCUGAUUUGUAGUUCCAGAACAGAGCUAAAUGCAGGCUUUGCAGGCCUUUACAUUUAAACUUUCCUACCUUUAGAUUUUAGCCCUCUCAUUACUGGAAAUGAUAUUUGUUCUUUGUUGAGAAAAUUUUUAUGCCAUUUGUUGUGUUUUAUUCAUUUACUUUUCGUCCUUCAUUGACAGACUUUGAGGUCUGAAGGAUUUUUUGCUCUCUAUCGAGGAUUUGUACCGCAGUUUCUGAGGUUAUUUCCGUGGAAUGUUAUUGUAUCCUUUGUUGAUCUUCUAGUCCUUGGAGUUUUCAGAGUGGUUUAUUUAAUGUUUGUGGAAUACUUUAAUUGUCUCUUACUAAUAAUUGUUGUCUUCACAUUUUGUUUUGAGUAGUAUCAUUAGCGACUGUUUCAAUUUUAUAAUUUUUUUUAUUAAUUUAGUAAAGUUGGAAUUUGACACUGAAUAUUGCUCAUGUUUCUUUAACUCUUGUCAAGUUCUUUAUGUCAUAUGAACAGUACAAGAAGUAUGGAAAUGAAGUGUUAUCAUAGCAAGCUAAUGAUUUGCUCUGGUUUGAUGUUAAUGCUGACAUUCCAGUGAGGCCUUGUGGUGAAUUUCAAUACUUAUAAAUGAGGACUAAAUUUCAUGCAGUUGUUUAUCAUCAUCAGAUAGUAGUGGGAAUGUGAAAAUAACCAAUAAGAUAAAAAGAAAGAAAACAAAGAGAUAGACAAAUUGAAGAAUAAAUAAUUGAUUAAAAUCCACAAAUGACAACAUUGAUUGGGACUUUUUAAACUCUCCAAAUGAUUCUACUAGUUUCAUUAGUGGAUCAUGAUAUGAUUGAUGACAGCAUCAAGUGCAGUUUGCAUGUUAUUGAGAAACACAGUUUUUUAGAAAAAACCAUAAACUAAAUAAAUUUGCACAAAUCAGCAAAUGAGAAAAAUGAUAUUUAUUGUCAUAUUCAUGAAAAUAAUCAAAUUAUUUUGUUUGAUUCAAAAAGUUCAUGUAUUUAAUUAUGCAGUUGAUUUAUGUCAGAAAUCUUUGGUGCAGAUUCCACUGCAUUUAGCAAUGAAAGAUGUUAGCAACAUGUCACACCUUUUGUUCUGAACUAAUCACUCUUUUACAGGAUAAUGUCCUGCAAUAGAAGUCACAUUGUAGUAAUCUGCAAACUGUGUCCCUGUGUGGAUUCACACAUACAAACAUGGUAAAAAUACCAGUUAAUUUAUUUUCCUUGAAAAGGAAAAUACUGUUGGUUCCAUGUUAAUGUCAUUAGGAGUGUUGUUGGGCCAACUCUUUCACCAUGUAUACUUUCAAAUGGUUCAGUAUCUGAUUAAAUUAAUUUUUGGUUUCUCAAUUACCAGUAAAUUUUUAAAAUAAGUAAAUUUUUACUGUGAUGGUGACUUACUAUUGUUUUUUUCCACAAAAAGUAUACAUUUAGUACUAUUUGUUGUCCCUGGC
Messenger RNA from Pocillopora meandrina, 5763 nucleotides. Lineage: Eukaryota; Metazoa; Cnidaria; Anthozoa; Scleractinia; Pocilloporidae. The record is from the annotation of a GenBank genome assembly.